Chelonia mydas (Green sea turtle) is the source of this 4713-nucleotide messenger RNA. It is a transcript of the gene PPFIA2, whose product is annotated as PTPRF interacting protein alpha 2. Gene Ontology annotation, molecular function: protein binding. The transcript is spliced from 34 exons. The coding region runs from base 388 to 4293 and encodes 1301 amino acids. NCBI's taxonomy places the organism in Eukaryota, Metazoa, Chordata, Testudines, Cheloniidae. The record is from RefSeq and is a predicted model, not a curated record. Gene Ontology annotation, biological process: synapse organization. Gene Ontology annotation, cellular component: presynaptic active zone.
GCUGCUGCUUGAAAGGGGCUGCUGGAGCUUUAAGAGCCGCCUCCCCCCUCUCUUCCUCCUAACAAUGGUCUGAACCAAGCUCUGCUUCCCAAAGCAAAAUUUGUAAUAUGCCAUUUUUCCCAUGGACGCUUUCCCUUUUGGCUGCUGACGAAGUGGCCGAAGAAAAUGCCGAGGUGCCAUGCAGAUAUUCCCGUCCGGCGACGGGCGCUGGGGCUUCGGUUUUCUCUGAGCAGCGCCUGUGUCAUCGUUGCUAGGAAGAUGCUCCAGGACUGCCCAGCUGUGUGAGCCCCCAUCAAAGCCGGGAGAGACUGCGGUUGUCAUUGAUCAACGGAAUAAGCAGACGCCGAAGUAAAAGCCACUAGCCCCACAAAAUCCGAAGAGAACCCUAUGACUGAACACCAGAGACCCUCAACAAAGAAAAUACUAGCCAACCUACACGAAAUGAUGUGUGAAGUGAUGCCAACGAUAAACGAGGACACCCCAAUGAGUCAACGGGGGUCCCAGAGUAGCGGGUCGGACUCGGAUUCUCACUUUGAACAACUGAUGGUGAACAUGCUAGAUGAAAGGGACCGCCUCCUUGACACUCUUCGGGAGACUCAGGAAAGUCUGUCGCUUGCACAGCAACGCCUUCAGGAUGUCAUCUACGACAGAGACUCCCUUCAGCGACAGCUCAAUUCAGCACUGCCACAGAUGACGGUUGCUGCUGGUACGAGCAUUGAGAAUAACAUUCAAAGGACCAUAUCCUGCCCUAAUGAAUUUGCUGCACUGACAAAAGAGUUAAAUGUGUGUAGGGAGCAACUGCUUGAAAAAGAAGAAGAGAUUUCAGAACUGAAGGCUGAAAGAAACAACACAAGACUGUUACUGGAGCAUUUGGAGUGCCUUGUUUCAAGACAUGAAAGGUCUCUGAGGAUGACGGUAGUGAAACGGCAAGCACAGUCCCCCUCAGGAGUUUCAAGUGAAGUUGAAGUUCUCAAAGCACUGAAAUCUUUGUUUGAGCACCAUAAGGCUUUGGAUGAAAAGGUAAGGGAACGACUGAGGGUUUCUUUAGAAAGAGUCUCUGCACUGGAAGAAGAACUAGCUGCUGCUAACCAGGAGAUUGUAGCUUUACGUGAACAAAAUGCACACAUUCAAAGGAAAAUGGCAUCUGGAGAAGGGCCUGCUGAAUCAGAACAUAUUGAAGGAAUGGAGCCAGGGCAAAAGGUUCAUGAAAAGCGCCUAUCAAAUGGCUCUAUAGACUCAAAUGAUGAAGCCAGUCAAGUUGUGGAACUACAGGAACUGCUCGAAAAGCAAAAUUAUGAAAUGGCACAAAUGAAGGAACGUUUGGCUGCACUAUCUUCCCGAGUGGGGGAGGUAGAGCAGGAAGCAGAGACUGCCAGGAAGGAUCUAAUUAAAACAGAAGAAAUGAACAGUAAAUAUCAAAGGGACAUUAGAGAGGCUAUGGCACAGAAAGAAGAUAUGGAAGAAAGAAUCACUACCCUUGAGAAGCGGUAUCUCAGUGCACAGAGGGAAUCCACCUCCAUACAUGACAUGAAUGAUAAACUGGAAAAUGAACUGGCAAAUAAGGAGGCCAUCUUGCGUCAGAUGGAAGAAAAAAACAGACAGCUGCAAGAACGUCUUGAGCUCGCUGAACAGAAGCUGCAACAGACAAUGCGGAAGGCUGAGACCUUGCCUGAAGUGGAGGCUGAACUGGCUCAGAGAAUUGCAGCACUGACGAAGUCUGAUCCAACCUCUUCUACCUCAUCUGAUGAUUAUCAAUAUGUUAUGGAAGCUAAGCUACAAGAAAUGAUCUCCAUACGUAGGAAGGCCGAAGAAAGACAUGGUAACAUUGAAGAACGUAUGAGACACUUGGAAGCUCAACUUGAAGAAAAGAAUCAGGAACUGCAAAGAGCAAGACAAAGAGAGAAAAUGAAUGAGGAGCACAACAAAAGAUUAUCAGAUACUGUAGACAGACUUUUGACAGAAUCCAACGAGCGCCUGCAGCUACACUUAAAAGAGAGAAUGGCAGCACUUGAGGAAAAGAACGUUCUAAUUCAGGAAUCUGAAAGUUUCAGGAAGAACCUGGAAGAAUCUUUACAUGACAAGGAAAGAUUGUCAGAAGAAAUUGACAAACUGAGAUCUGAACUUGACCAGCUGAAAAUGAGGGCUGGCUCUCUGAUUGAACCUACAUUGUCAAGAUCUCACCUUGACACAUCAGCAGAACUGAGGUAUUCUGUGGGUUCCUUGGUUGAUAGCCAAUCCGACUACAGAUCAACUAAAGUGAUAAGGCGACCCAGAAGAGGUCGUAUGGAGGUCCGGAGAGAUGAACCAAAGGUGAAAUCUCUUGGAGAUCAUGAGUGGAACAGAACUCAGCAGAUUGGAGUCUUGAGCAGCCACCCAUUUGAAAGUGACACUGAAAUGUCUGAUAUUGAUGAUGAUGAUAGAGAAACUAUCUUUAGCUCCAUGGAUCUUCUGUCACCAAGUGGGCAUUCAGAUGCCCAGACUCUGGCCAUGAUGCUUCAGGAGCAACUAGAUGCAAUCAACAAAGAAAUAAGGUUAAUCCAAGAAGAAAAAGAAUCAACAGAACUGCGUGCUGAAGAAAUAGAGAACAGAGUGGCCAGCGUCAGUCUAGAAGGCUUGAAUCUGGCUAGAGUUCACCCAGGUACAUCUAUCACUGGAUCAGUGACAGCUUCAUCGCUUGCAAGCUCUUCUCCUCCCAGUGGGCACUCAACCCCUAAACUCACACCUCGCAGUCCAGCCAGAGAAAUGGAUCGCAUGGGGGUCAUGACACUGCCAAGUGAUCUAAGGAAACAUCGACGAAAGAUUGCAGUGGUAGAAGAAGAUGGACGUGAAGAUAAAGCCACAAUAAAAUGUGAAACCUCUCCUCCUCCAACACCCAGAGCCAUCAGGAUGACUCAUACCCUUCCUUCUUCAUACCACAAUGAUGCCAGAAGUAGUUUGCCUGCUUCACUAGAGGCAGAAAGUAUUGGUCUUGGCAGUGCCAGUAGCAGCCAGGACUCCCUACACAAAGCUCCCAAGAAGAAAGGAAUCAAGUCUUCUAUAGGACGUUUGUUCGGUAAAAAAGAGAAGGCUCGACUUGGACAGCUCAGAGGUUUUAUGGAAACAGAGGCUGCCGCACAGGACUCUCUGGGGUUAGGCAAACUGGGAACUCAAGCAGAAAAAGACCGAAGACUAAAGAAAAAGCAUGAACUUCUGGAAGAAGCUCGGAGAAAGGGAUUGCCUUUUGCACAGUGGGACGGGCCUACAGUGGUUGCGUGGCUGGAGCUGUGGUUGGGAAUGCCUGCAUGGUAUGUUGCUGCUUGCCGUGCAAAUGUGAAGAGUGGAGCCAUUAUGUCUGCUUUGUCUGAUACUGAGAUUCAGAGAGAAAUUGGAAUCAGCAACCCUCUCCAUCGCUUAAAGCUCCGACUAGCAAUCCAGGAGAUGGUAUCACUUACAAGUCCAUCAGCUCCUCCCACUUCUAGAACACCCUCAGGCAAUGUCUGGGUGACCCAUGAAGAAAUGGAAAAUCUUGCAGCUCCAGCCAAAACGAAAGAAUCUGAGGAAGGCAGCUGGGCCCAGACCCUUGCUUAUGGUGAUAUGAACCAUGAAUGGAUUGGUAAUGAAUGGCUCCCCAGUCUGGGUUUACCUCAGUACCGAAGUUACUUUAUGGAGUGCCUGGUAGACGCAAGGAUGUUAGAUCAUCUGACGAAGAAAGAUCUCCGCGUACAUUUAAAAAUGGUGGAUAGCUUUCAUCGAACAAGUUUGCAGUACGGUAUCAUGUGCUUAAAGAGGCUGAAUUACGACAGAAAAGAACUGGAAAGAAGAAGAGAAGUGAGUCAGCAUGAAAUAAAAGAUGUAUUGGUCUGGAGCAAUGAGCGAGUCAUACGCUGGAUACAGGCUAUUGGACUACGAGAAUAUGCAAAUAACGUCUUAGAAAGUGGUGUACAUGGGUCACUUAUAGCCCUGGAUGAAAACUUUGAUUACAGCAGUUUAGCUUUAUUAUUACAGAUUCCAACACAAAACACCCAGGCCCGGCAAAUCCUUGAGAGAGAAUACAACAAUCUUUUAGCACUAGGAACUGAGAGACGACUUGAUGAAAGCGAUGACAAGAACUUCAGACGUGGCCCUUCCUGGCGAAGACAGUUUCCUCCACGUGAGGUCCAUGGAAUCAGCAUGAUGCCUGGCUCUUCAGAAACACUUCCAGCUGGAUUCAGAUUAACUACAACAUCAGGGCAGUCACGAAAAAUGACAACAGAUGUUGCUUCAUCACGAUUGCAGAGGUUAGACAGCUCUACAGUUCGCACAUACUCAUGUUGACAAGGCUAGCAAAGAAGCCAGCACUGAAUUGCUAUAUCAUCUCUUUCUUCUACUUUACCUGAAGUGCACUACCAAUAUUUUGGGAAAAAGGAGCAGUAAAGGUCUCUUCAAGAACAGGGUAAUAGGGAAGAGAACACAAAGUUUUAUCAAGCUAAAAAAUGUGGUGUUCUUUUCAUGUAUUAAGUUAUUGGUUAGUUUAAUACAAGAGUAAUAAAAUACCUAAAUCAUUUUAAAAACAAAAAAACCAAAGCAUCUCUCUCAUCAUAAAUUUGGCAGUAGUGCACAACCAAUGGUUUUAUCCAGUGGAGCCACUCAUUUUUACAUUGUUCAUCAGUUUUAUUGUAAUAUACCAGCCAUCUACGUAUUUACUGUGUAUUUCUUUUAAAAUGUGUAUGUAAAGGGAUAUAAAUAUGAUUUUUU